AUGUCCCACGCGGAGGCCUUCGGGCAGCUCGGCUCCUUUAUGGUCGGCCUCGAGACGAAGGCGAGGGACCUCCGGAAGGUGCUCGAGAGCAGUCGGAACGAGGACGGGAAAUGGGUCAACGGCAAAGACGGGACAGGCAUCGGAGAACGCUGCUCCCGAGCGAUUGGGGCGGCAAGCCCGGGUCAGGUGACGAAGGAGAUGAUCGCGGAGGUCGCGGAGCAGGACAGGUUGAUGCGUCAAGCGGAGGAGACCAUGCGGACCGACAGGCCCAUCGAGGAGGCAACUGAAAAGUACCAGGCCCUGGUCGAGUACAACCAGCUGGCAUUGGAGGACCUCGAAGAACGCCUGUCCGCGUACGGGUACGUGCGUCCCGCUCGUGUCGCCCUCGACACAAACACCGCUGUUGCUACCGCCGCCCCCCCAGGGGUGUCGAGCGUCGCCCGCUUGCCCACCGGCGCCAAGACCGGCGGCAGACCGGCGGCCAAUGGCUGCCACAAGAGCAGGCCCCAUCAGUGUGAAACCAGGGGCGGCGGCGGCGGUUUCGUUGCUGCCGGGGAUGGGGCGGCGACCGCCGGCUCCGGCGCUGCGGCCGGGACCGAGAAGGAAGGAGAUGCGGAGAGCGGAGAGGGCCUCGAGGCCGGUGGCGUGACCACGGGGGCGGAGGCGUUUGUUGGCUCCGGGGUGGCCGGCGGCGGAGAGGUGGGAGCGGAGGAGGAGGAGGAGGAGGACGCUAUUGCCGACGGAGCGGUGGCCGCCGCCGCCGGUGCUGCUAGCGGCACGGGGGGCGUUGCAACGCCCGCCCGCGCUGCUUCUACCUUGCCCGUGCCUCAGGAGGGCGAGGAAGGAGAAGAAGAUGAAGAACCGGGAUCGCCCCCGACCCCGGCCAGUCCAGGUCUGGCUGACUGGGAGAUUACCGAGGCUGGGCUGUCGCGCUCGAGCAGCCGCCGGCAGCAGCGGAGGAGGAGUUGCGGGGUCGGGGUCGGGCGGGUAGACGACGGAACCCCCUCGGAGAGCUCGGGCGGGGCUGGGGCGGCGGACACGCCUAUGACCGGGCGGGCGGCGGCGUCGCCGUGGGGAGGGUCUAGCUCUAACCCCCCGACACCGGCGAGAAUGAAGUUCGAGGGCUGGACGCCAGAAGAGCGAGACCCUGCUGGGGUCGGAGGGAAUAGGGUGUCUUCUACCGGGACCCCCAGCUUGGGAUUUAGGUCGCCUCUGAACAGCGACGUGACGGCGAGCUUGAUAGAGACGGCUUUGAGCGUAGGCAAGCGGCCAGAUGUGGCUUCCACUCCCAGCGAGGAAGGCGCGUGCCGCUCGGGGACGGAGAUCACGCGUCCCAAGCCGACCCCCAUCAAGCGCGUGUCGCUGCAGGGAAACGAGGCCUCUGUCACAGGCGGCCUGCCAAAGGGACCCCGUGGCGACUUCUGGGGCAACGCAUCCCCCGAGUCCUCCGUCGUAGCUUCAUCGCGAGAAAACACGGCCGAACAUCGACCCGACCCCCCGCGCACCCCGGAAACUCCCGCCACCGCGGCGCUUUGCCGCCGGCGGCUCGAGGAGGCGGACGGAGACGGCAGCCGCGGCGACGAUGAUGAGGUGGCCGGGGUAGGGGGCAGCAUUGGGCCGCUGGAUUUCGUGUCGGAGGAGGAAUACGCCAGGGCUCCCAAGUUCCUGACCAUCCAAGUGUCGCGAAGCGUCCUCAACGAUACUAUCGGCAACCUCAACGCGUACGCGGAGCCGCGACUGGCCUCGCCCUCCGAGCUGCUGCUGACGGUGGACGAGAUAAUGGGCAUCAUCGACCAGGGAGAGCUGUCGCGGACGCUGCUGCUCUCCGCGGCGCACCUGAAGCGGAUCGAGAUGAAGGGCCCACGGAUGUACCGCAUUCGUACCUGA
Messenger RNA from Ectocarpus siliculosus, 1887 nucleotides. Lineage: Eukaryota; Phaeophyceae; Ectocarpales; Ectocarpaceae. The record is from the annotation of a GenBank genome assembly.